Messenger RNA from Aspergillus steynii IBT 23096, 958 nucleotides. RefSeq lists its product as uncharacterized. The record is from RefSeq and is a predicted model, not a curated record. Bases 338 to 841 code for a protein of 167 amino acids. NCBI's taxonomy places the organism in Eukaryota, Fungi, Ascomycota, Eurotiomycetes, Eurotiales, Aspergillaceae. The transcript has 2 exons.
AGCAGUUCAGCUUCAAGCCAAAGGAAUGUACGAUGCAUCAUCACACUCGCUAUCGGUUCUGAUUGAUGGAGAAAUAAAGGCUUCUGACGUGAUUCAUUUCGCAUGUGCAGAUCCUAGGUCUCAGCUGAAAAUACCUUGUAACCAUCCCAGUCUCUGAUCUAGGAGCUUCCCUGUUUGAUAUCAGUAGACGAAUGCAAGGUAACCAGCUCCUCGUGGCAGCCCAAGAACUCAAGUAUAAAUCCUCUGAGGAUUCCGUCCCAGAACACCUCCAUACACCACAAGCUUCUGCCACUUCAUCGGGUACUCAAGCACGUUUCAUCCUACAUCAUCUCCCAAAAUGCGCUUCACCUCUGCUGCUCUCACCACCUCGGCCCUUGUCCUGGCCGCUGCCGCUGUUGGUCAGCAAAACAUCUAUCCCCCGGGAGGCCCGGGCUUUUUGCGGGUUAGCCUCGCCGACGCCGACGAGGGCGAAUUCACCGGCUGCCUCGCCGACGACGGCAAGUGGACCGUGGCAGACAAGUGCACCGAAGCCUUUGGAAACGGUCAAGGGGGAUUGGGUACCGUCUCUGGGUGGUUGAUUCUGGACGACGACUCCACGAUCACCACGGUUACUACCACUUGGUCCACCUCCUGGCUUGGCACCCAUGCGGAUGGAAACAGGAACGCCUCGAACUUGUUUACUCCAACUGACGACGACGACGACGGUGCGCCCCAUGGAGGACCGGUGUGGUAUGCGGAGGCGAUUCCGUCUGGCGACGAUGCGGUGGCUGUGCGCGGUGUGAAGGUGAACGAGGGAGACGUCGGGAUUAGCUUGUUCUUCCAUGCUACUCUUGGGGAGUAGGUCUGGCGAAUAAGACUAUUCGUGGAGGAACAUGGCUUGGUUGGGAUGGUACUGACAACAAGCGUUUCUCAAUUGUCGGAAUAGUGGGGGAGUAUGGCAGUGUGCCACUUUAGCUUC